GAGGAUUCAGCAUGGGGUCCAGCUCCUCUUCCUACGCCCCAAAAACCAUCUAUUUGGACGUGGAUGGAAAGGUUCAGAAGGUGGUUUUCAGUCGGCAUUGUAGCCCAUGUGACAUCAAGGAGCUCCUUUGUUCCUCGUCCAACAUCCCCAGGAAUACUGCCAUCAUGAUGGUGGAUCCUGAAGGGGCCCUGGUGUCCAUAGACCCGACCAUGCCUACCAACUCUCCCAAGUAACACGUCACCUUUACCCUAAUCACCAAAUCUCAAUGAUACAGUAUUUACUCGAUUGAGCUCAGUCAUAGAAAAGAUUGAGCUCAGUCAUAGAAAGGCAUUCCUGACCGUUGUUAAUCCAAAGAAUGCAUAGCCUAUGUACUAUGCGUAAAAAUACUUUUCAAACGUUAUGUAAUCAACGACUUGAUGAAUGACGUUGGAAUGUUACUGACAUGUUUUACAGCUCCUUGUACAAAGUAAUUUCUUUGUCCACCGGUCAGCUUGGAGGUGAAGUACCAGCGCGAUAGUUCAAAUUCAGCAAACACUUUUUAACCUUUGACCUUUUAGAUCUUAAUUCAUUCUUACUCGCAUAACUCACAUAAAGCUAUCACAACCAAACUUAAAAACAAAGUUAAAACAACUCUGGGUACUAAACAUAAGUUUCGAUCACUAGAGUGAUUUCUUUUUGUUUGUUUGCGCCCACAGAGAAAGAAGACAUGUUUCAAAAUGUGUUAUCUCAGGUGGCAGAGCAGUUCAGCAGGGCUUUCCGAAUCAACGAGCUGAAAACUGAGGUGACCAACAGACUGGCCAUGUUGGAGAAAAGAUGGAGGGACUGAAGGUUGUGGAGAUUGAGAAGUGCAAAAAUGACCUAAAGAAACUACGAGAUGAGAUGACAUCCAGAGGCGGAGGGAGAGUCGGGAACUGUCCCUGCAAGUACAACUUCUCAGACGACGGGAAGAAACUUAAUCCCAGACGUGACGUCCCAAGUUAUCCAAAGUAUACCUUAUCCCAGGAGACUAUUGAAGCACUGAAGAAGCCAACCUUCGAUGUCUGGCAUUGGGAACACAACGAGAUGCUGAGCUGCUUGGAGUACAUGUACCAUGACUUGGGACUGGUGAAGGAAUUCAACAUGAACCCCAUCACUCUCAAACGCUGGCUGCUGGGCAUUCAGGAGAACUAUCGCAGCAACCCGUUCCACAACUUCCGCCACUGCUUCUGUGUCAGUCAGAUGAUGUAUGGCAUGAUUAACCUGUGUAACCUGCCGGAGAAGAUGACUCUGACGGACAUGGGCAUUCUCAUGACAGCUGCAGUGUGCCACGACCUGGACCACCCCGGCUACAACAACACGUAUCAGAUCAAUGCUCGCACAGAGCUGGCCGUGCGUUACAACGAUAUAUCUCCCCUGGAGAACCAUCACUGCGCCGUGGCCUUCCAGAUCCUCUCGCUGCCCGAGUGCAACAUAUUUGCCAACGUCGAGUUGGAGGCCUACAAGCAGAUCAGACAGGCCAUCAUUACCCUGAUCUUGGCCACAGACAUGGCCCGGCAUGGAGAGAUAUUAGACUCCUUCAAACAUAAAGUGGACAGCUUUGACUUCACCAACGAGGAGCAUGUCACAUGCCUGAAGAUGGUUCUGAUCAAAUGCUGCGACAUCUCCAACGAGGUCCGGCCAACAGAGGUGGCCGAACCCUGGGUGGACUGUCUGCUGGAGGAGUACUUCAUGCAGAGUGACAGGGAGAAGACUGAAGGGCUGCCGGUGGCUCCGUUUAUGGACAGAGACAAAGUGACCAAGCCCACUGCCCAGAUCGGAUUCAUCAAGUUUGUCCUCAUCCCAAUGUUUGAGACAGUCCUGAAGCUCUUCCCCCAGAUUGAGGAGAUCAUGGUGCAGCCUCUGAGAGACUCUAGAGACCACUAUGAGGAGCUGAAGCAGAUCGAUGACGCCAUGACAGAGGGCUCUGGCUCUCGUUUUAUGAUCCAAAAAUUCAAAAAGGUCGUGGGUCGUCCUGAUCUGCGUCUUUGAAGACAAGAUGGAGGGUGAAAAGAGUUAUCUUCUACACACUGAGCCAGCCUCAGACUACAUGAAACACCCUGGGUGAUCUCCACUGUUUUGUUAUGGACAUUACAGAAGGACAAUGUCUCUGUUUCAAUGUCCACACUAGCAUACUACUUAGGAUGAAGUCAUGUAUCAGGGACAUUGGAAUAUAGCCAAUGUGUGUUCUCGGUGUAGUCUGUAUUUUUUUUCUCAUUUUUACUGUAAUUUCUGAAAGCUAAUUGGUCAUUGUAGGUAUCAAUUACUGUGUUCACACAGGCAGCCUAUUUCUGAUCUUUUUGCCCAAUAAUUGGCAAAAGAUCUGAUCGGAUUGAUCAAAAGACCAAACAUUUGGAAAAUUGGUCUGUCUGUGUAUACGCAGCCUAUCAUAAUUUCUGAGUGACAAUUGGUCAUUGUUGGUAUCAACAUGCCAUAUUUUCUGCUUUCUGUUUUUAGUCACACUUGUUGAUGUUGCCUAUAUUACAAAUAGCAACUAAGUUGUAUGCUAGAACACUUUCUUUUCCUUUUCAGUUCUCCUAUUCAAAUGCAAAACUGUUUCUGAAACCGUUUGAAUAAAUUGACUCUUGAUUUAAA
Messenger RNA from Oncorhynchus kisutch (coho salmon), 2610 nucleotides. RefSeq names its product high affinity cGMP-specific 3',5'-cyclic phosphodiesterase 9A. NCBI's taxonomy places the organism in Eukaryota, Metazoa, Chordata, Actinopteri, Salmoniformes, Salmonidae. Gene Ontology annotation, biological process: signal transduction. Bases 814 to 2007 code for a protein of 397 amino acids. Gene Ontology annotation, molecular function: 3',5'-cyclic-nucleotide phosphodiesterase activity. The transcript is spliced from 16 exons. The record is from RefSeq and is a predicted model, not a curated record.